GGUUCCUCCCCGAGGUUCCUCGUUGAGUUUGGCCGAGGUCUCAUUCCCUGGCAGCGGACAGACCCCUCCCCCCAUCUCCCAGCCCCUGUGCUGCAAGUGGGGCCUGCGGGCCCCCCCCCACGGCCCAAUCUGGGGCCGGGCCUCUGCACUUCCAGCCUCCUUUCCCUGCCUGCCUCCAGCUGGGACACAGCCCAGCCCCCCUGCACCCACCGCGCGGCCCCUCCCAGCUCACCUGGGGGUGGAGCAACAAAGAGGGGCAGGAUGCUGUUUGAGGAGCUCGACCCCCGGCAUGGCCUGUGGGAUGAGGACGGCGAGAGCAGCGAGUCGGAGGAGGAAGAAGUCUUGGGGUCGGACUGGGCAGAGGACAGGGGCUGGCUGCAAGAGGAGCCCAGGGUGGGUCACGGCCUCCCCCAUCCAUGUAACAAGUCUACGAGGCCUCGGCCAUGUCGCCGGCAGCUCUUCUCCCCCUGCAGGCCCUGGCCCCACAACCCUGCCCCAGGCCAGGGCUUGCUCCCCGGCUGGGCAGGGCACCUUUCUGGAGCUGGGCUGAACCGUGAGCCGCCAGGCAGCGAUCUCAGGGCUCCCCCGGCUGGGCUGGCACGACUGGCACCAAACCCGACAGCGUCUGCGAACCCGGCUGCCUACGAGAGCUCCUGGGAGCUGGGGACGGGUCACUCGCUCUCCACCCGGACGCUCUCCCAUCCCUCCUUCUACCCCUACUAUGCGGCUUUGUCUCGCUCCGCACCAGGGACCCAUCCAGUGCCCCACGGGGACUGGCCCCAGGGCUCUGGCCUGCAGGGGGGCCCAGCCAUUGGAUCAGGUCUCCUGCUUCCCAUUAGUUCCAGUGAAUUCUUCUACACGGAUCCCCUGAUGCCCCCAGGGCACCGGGUCUACAACUACCUCUCCCACCCCUCCCAGCAGGUCUGUCAGAGUGUCCGUCUCAGCACCCCAGACCCCAUCAUGUCGGUCCGUGAGGCUUCUCCUCCUCCCUGCUUCCUGCCCCGCAGUGGCAUGAAGUGGAUCUCGCAGGCAGAGUACAACGCGGUCAGUGCCCUGCUGGAGCUGCCGUAUGAGGAGCCGGCCUGCAACCCUGGGGAGGGCUCGCCCAGAACCCAGCUCCUCCUGUCAGCCGUGGAACCGGAGUAUGGCCGGGUGGUCACCCAGGAGGCCGCUAAUGUCCUGCUCAGCCUGCACAGCUCCCCAGACACACUGGGGGAGCUCCUGGAGGGCCCUGAACCCCCAGCACUUCCCCAUGGCCUUGGGUCUGUCAUGCUAGGGGCCUUCUUCCCCCACGGGGCUGCAGGGGAACCAGCACUUUAAUUCUCUCACCCCCUUUCCCCAGUGAUGGUCAGUUCCAAAGGUCAGGGCUGCCAGUAACGUGGCCGGGAGUCCCAAAGGCCAUCCCUCUCCCUAAUGACUUUCCUCAGAGUUUUUUAUGUAAGUUAAACCUGAGCCACAUCAUGUAGCAGGGGGUUCCACUGGCAAUGUCCUAGUUGCCUCCUCAGCGAGUUUUCCAUAGGCUAAAAUGCAGCCUAAUAUCCUGUGGCAGGGAGUUCAGCAGGUUAUCCUGGCUAUUUGCCUGCCCAAUGGUCUGUCCAAGGUUUACAGCCCAGUCAAACAUCAUGUAGUAGGGAACGCCCAAGACCAUGUGGCAGGAAGUCUCUCAGACCAUCAGCCUGCCUUUGGGAGUUUUCUGUGGAUUAAUCCCAGUCAUAUAUCCUUUGGCAGGGAGUCCCACAGUUUACCCCUUGAUUGCCUGUCUCAGGAAUUAAAUCCCUGAUAUAAUAUCUUUGUGUACUUCAGUUUAACUCUGCUACCAUCCUAAAGCAGGGAGUCCUGCUGGUUCACCAUACCAUGGGUUAAACCUUUGCAACAUCCUGUGGCAGGGAGUUCCACAGGUAAACCCAGCUGGCAACCUGGCAAAGGGCUUUUUCAACAGGCCCAUGCCGUUGUUACCCUGCAGCAGGUAGUUCUACAGGUUGACACACCCGCUGGGUGUCAUUUGGCCAUGUGUGGAAGAGCCAGGUUUGACGAUGUGAAGGGACAAUUUUGUGCCUCUUUGCUGUGGAACAGUGUUGUCAAGUGUGGACUUAUUUGUAACUUUUUCUGUUCAGUUUCUUUCAUGUUAAUAAAUGAGAGUUCCAGGGGGAUGUAAAACCCAAUGUGCUACGUCUUUAAAUCCAGUUCAGAUCCAGCCCCAGGGAGGGGAACUGGCUGGCCCAGGGGAGCAGGGAAUGGGACACGGGGCCUUUCCCCUCUAGGGGUAUCGGCUCCCUUCCAGCCGCAGGGCGGGGGACUGGCUGGCUCGGGAGGCUCAGAAGAUCUAGCCCAGUUAGCAGCCUCCCCUCCCUGCUGCCCUGAAGUGUCACAAUCCUCAGUGCUGGGGGUGGGGGGAAUUCAACGUUUU
Chelonia mydas (Green sea turtle) is the source of this 2407-nucleotide messenger RNA. RefSeq names its product Sin3A associated protein 25 (gene SAP25). Gene Ontology annotation, biological process: regulation of DNA-templated transcription. Lineage: Eukaryota; Metazoa; Chordata; Testudines; Cheloniidae. Gene Ontology annotation, cellular component: nucleus; cytoplasm. The record is from RefSeq and is a predicted model, not a curated record. The transcript is spliced from 7 exons. Bases 262 to 1320 code for a protein of 352 amino acids.